AUGUCGAAGGGGUUCUUUGCGCUUGUGUUGUGCGCCCAGACUGCAGUUGGGCAGAAGUUUGCCGCUUUCGAUGCAGCGGUGUCUUCCAGCGUGUAUUCCAGCAAGUCUUUUGCAGCAGAGCUGGCAGUCGCAGAGUCUUCUGGGUAUUGGUGCAGCGUUGGGCAUCAUGCGCCUGGCGACGUGGUGUCUUGGACAGGCGAGUUCAACUCACGCCGGCAAAUCUCAGGCGUGCAGCUUCGGUGGAGCUACGCGCCCGCAGAGGUGAAGGUGCUCACAAGCGCCGACGGUGGCAACUUUGAGGAAGCAGCUGCUUGGCGGCGCAUUGCGCGCGCCGAGCCUAGUUUUGAAGAGACGGUCAUGUUUGCCCGGCCUGUUGCAGCAAAGGCUGUGAUGGUUCUGAUGCGUGGGCCAAAGCCAUGGGGCUAUUUUGGUUUGGCCCAUGCUGCGGCCUUGUCGGGGCCUGCCUCCUUCAUGCUUGUAAGCGGCGCGCCCAGCCGAGAGGAGCAGUGUGCCGUGGCCGGGCCAAAAGGCUUGCGCGCUGAGGCUUGCCUAGGCGCGAUGGUUGCGGGGGAGGGCAAGGAGAUUUUCAGCUUGUCAGAAGACGGGCAGUUGAAGACACAGAGCGGACAAUGCUUGGGCUUGCGCUCUGGAGGUCUCGUGUUUCGGACUUGCGCUGCAGGGCAGGGCGCGUGGGAAGUAACUGCAGACGGGCAGGUGAAGCAAGGUGGUGUGUGCUUGAUGUUGUCCGGGGAGCGCGUUGAGGCAGUGGAUUGCGGGGAGGCUGCAGCGCUUGGAAGUGACAAGUUCUUUGAGGUUGCAGUGACGGCUCAAGACCCAGCAGCUGUGGUUGCUGUGCAGAGCAUGGGGUCGCUUCUUAAGGCAAGUGUGGAGCGACAACGCAAGCUGAUGGCGCGGCUGCAAGCCUUGCUGCCAAGGCUUGCCUCCUGCAAGAGUUCGAGCUUGAAGGGCCUUUCGCCGCGAGUGGAGUUCUCGCUUGCAGCAGCGGGGCAGUCUGCCAGCGGUGUGAACUUGGGGCAGAAGAUUGGCGAACGCUUUGGGCCUGGCGUGGGAGAAGCAAAUUCUGUGUUGCUAGAGUCAGCCAAAGUCUUGAAGACUGUUGCGGCCGCAGCUCGGUGA
Molecule: messenger RNA, 1137 nt
Organism: Effrenium voratum
Lineage: Eukaryota; Dinophyceae; Suessiales; Symbiodiniaceae
Source: the annotation of a GenBank genome assembly